Molecule: messenger RNA, 4723 nt
Organism: Myxozyma melibiosi
Lineage: Eukaryota; Fungi; Ascomycota; Lipomycetes; Lipomycetales; Lipomycetaceae
Product: P-type ATPase-like protein
Exons: 4
Coding region: 245-4591 (1448 amino acids)
Biological process (GO): intracellular calcium ion homeostasis; transmembrane transport
Cellular component (GO): membrane
Molecular function (GO): ATP hydrolysis activity; P-type ion transporter activity; ATPase-coupled monoatomic cation transmembrane transporter activity
Source: RefSeq, a predicted model, not a curated record
CCCGGCAGCGGCAGCAGAAGCGGCCUUAAAAUCGAGAAGAUGACGUCGAGGCAGACUUAGCGAUAACGAGGCGCACCUCCGCGCUGAGUCCACAACUCUUUUUUUCGGCCUUUUCGAGUUCGUCCUGCUUGUUGCUUCGUCGCGGGUUGUUGUAUUUCCUGUAUUCUUAGUGGAAACCCCUGUUCUGUUCUUCUUUGUCUGCUGCUGCUGCUGCUUUCUCUUCUCAGCGUCAGCGUGCACCGCCAUGUCCUUCUCCGGCCCGGACCACGACCAUCUCCCCUUCCAGUCCGGCCCCCUCCCCGCCGUCGUCGACCACUCCUCUGACCCGCUCGCAAACGACCCCGACUACCCCGAUGGCUCCUCCGCCCUCUCCCGCUCGGCCUCCUCCUCCUCCUUCGCCUCCAUCCGCGGCCGCCAGCGCUCCCGUCGCGACUCGGUCCUCACCGAACGCAGCUACUAUGGCGAAAUGGCCCAGGACGGGCCCUUCGACGGCCCCGCCCCCGACAGCGUCCCCUCCUCCAUCUCGGCCUUUGCCCAUCUCCGCGACCCCGCCGGCCACUCUCAUCUCCACAACCUAGCCCGCUCGCGCUCGCGCUCCACCUCCGUCUCCUCCACUCGCAGCUUCCGCUUCUUCGAUGCCGCCGCCGUCGAGCGCGCAAACGACAUCGACCGCCAGAUGCACCCCUAUCGCUACGACAUCGACAACGACGAGGAGGCCUACGCCCGCGCCCAUGCCCUCGAACGCGACAGUAUGGACGAGAUCCACAGCCUGCACACCGUCACCUCCUCCGGCGACUUCAACCAGCACAUCAUCCACGACUCGCCCGAUCCCGCGGCUCUCGACGACGACGACCACCACCACCGCGACCGCUACAAGCGCUACUCAAACAACGAUGCCACCGAUCGGCCCUUGCUCGACCACGCUGGUUCAUUCGACAUCUCGCCAACCGCUACCGGAGAGCCAAGCACCCCCGAGAUCAUGCAGCAGACCGUCUACCUGCCCGAAGAGGACCUCAUCAUCGCUCUCGCUGGAUACAAGUCUAGUCCAUUACGACUAUUUCUUCUCACCCUUCUCUGCGUCUCCACCGGUGGUCUCGCUUACCUCAUCCUUCGCUGGCUCCCAAAAUGGCGUGUAUCAUUACUAGGCUACAAAGCUCCCUUAUCCAACUGCGACUGGGUUGUUCUCGAGAACCAAUGGGGAGAGCUCUCAUUCCUCAACGUCGAAAAGAAGCCCUACAACUACCCCAUGUCGUCCGUCUUCAACGUGCACAAGUCAGGCAGCAAGCCCUCCGACGAAAUCGGCUACGAUCCGACGAUCAAGUCCCUCCACUACUUCAACUACCGCUACAUGCGCCUCAUCCUCCACCCCAUCGAAGGCAAGUUCGAGCUCAACAAUGACUGGAAAGACCCCUCCUGGCUCAACCUGUCCGCCGCCCGCAAGGGUCUUGAUAUGGUCACCGUCGGCGAGCGGCAAACCGUCUUUGGCUCAAACAGUAUCGAUAUAGAGGACAAGCCCGUGUUCAAGCUACUAGUUGACGAAGUCCUGCACCCUUUCUAUAUCUUUCAGCUUUUCUCCAUGAUCCUCUGGUCACUCGACGAGUACUACUACUACGCCACCUGUAUCCUCGUCAUAUCCGCCAUCAGCAUAACAAAUACCCUCAUCGAAACGAAAAGCAACAUGCGCCGGCUCCGCGAAAUCUCUCGUGUGGUCUGCAGUGUGCGCGUACUCCGCGAGAACUACUGGUCCACGAUCCCCUCAACCGAACUAGUCCCUGGCGACAUCUUCGAGGUCUCCGACCCGUCUCUGUCCGAGUUCCCGUGCGAUGCAAUGCUGCUCACCGGUGACGGCAUCAUCAACGAGAGUAUGCUCACCGGCGAGUCGAUCCCGGUCUCAAAGUACUCGGCCACCCCCGAAUCAAUGGCCCAUCUGAUUGACUCGGGAAUCACUCUCGCGCCCGAGAUCGCGCGCAACUUCCUCUUUUGCGGCACGAAAAUCGUGCGUCUGCGCAAACCUCAGGACCGCGCGUCGAGCCCCGAGGACGGCGAGGAUCUGCAAGGCGAGCCUGAAGCGGUCGCGCUCGCUCUCGCUGUCAGAACCGGCUUUAAUACUACGAAAGGUGCCCUCGUCCGCUCGAUGCUCUUUCCGAAGCCCUCUGGAUUCAAGUUUUAUCGCGACUCGUUCAUCUACAUCGCCUUCAUGUCGGCCAUGGCUGCUGUUGGUUUUAUUUUCUACACAAUCACCUUUAUCCGACUCGGUCUUCCCGCCAGCCUGAUUGCGUUCCGCUCCCUUGACCUCAUCACUAUCGUCGUACCCCCCGCGCUGCCGGCUACCUUGACGAUCGGGACAAACAUUGCGCUCGCUCGACUCAAGCAGAAAAACAUUUUCUGCAUCAGUCCGAACCGAGUGAACGUCGGCGGGAAACUGGACAUUGUCUGCUUCGACAAGACCGGUACACUUACCGAAGACGGUCUCGAUGUCUUGGGCGUGCUCGUCUGCAAUCGCCACGAAAACUUGUUUUCGGAUGUCAUGCCGGCUGCAAAGUACGUCGUGCCUGCCUCGGCCAAGGAUCUGAAAAAGGACUGGACCGUGCGCUUGUCGAUGUUAUACGCGAUGGCCAGCUGUCAUUCGCUCAAACUGAUUGACGACGAGCUCAUGGGUGAUCCGCUCGACAUCAAGAUGUUUAUGUUCACCGGCUGGGGUCUCUCAGAAGACGGAGAAGUCUACACGCCUGCUCCUGAAUCUGCUGAAGAGCGGUACUCGCCGACUACAACCUCUCCUCAAAACACGACUUUGCGAUCGAGCGGUGCAGACAGUCUAGCCCCGAUGAUCAUGCUGCCGCCGCGCAAGCUCGCGCGCACGAUCGUCGCCUGCGACAACGACGCCGACCCGUCCACUGUCGACCCCGACGAAGCCAAUCUCGGGAUCAUCAAGAUGUUUGAGUUCGUCUCGCAGCUGCGCCGGAUGUCUGUCGUCGUCAAACGGUACCGCGACUCGGACAUGCAGGUCUACGUCAAAGGCGCGCCGGAGAUCCUCCCGCAGAUCUGUAACCCAGACUCGUUUCCCGAGGACUACGAGCAAACGCUCGAGAGCUACACGCACCGCGGCUAUCGCGUGAUUGGCAUCGCAACAAAGACGCUGCCCAACAUGUCGUGGUACAAAGCGCAGAAGCUGAAGCGCGAGGAUGUCGAGAAAGACCUGGAUUUUGUCGGCUUUAUUGUCUUUGAGAACAAGCUCAAGCCGUCGACUAAGAGCAUCAUCCAGGAGCUUUCGGCCGCGGACUUGCGCACGGUUAUGUGCACGGGAGAUAACGUCUUGACCGCGAUCAGCGUCGCCCGAGAGUGCGAGCUCAUCCAUCCCGGAGCGCCUGUCUUUGUGCCCCAUUUCCGCAGCGACGAGCUGGGUAUAGAAUGGGAGUGUAUCGACAACGCGUACAUCAAGCUGGAUUCGGCGACGCUUAUGCCUACAGUUGACCCCGAUGCUCCCACGCGGCCGUCGGCUAGAGAGAUGCGCAAGUAUACGCUUGCCAUCACGGGCGAGGUGUUUAGAUGGAUCAUGAACUACGCUUCUUCUGAUAUGAUCCGCCGCAUGCUCAUCAAAGCCGACAUCUACGCACGCAUGUCCCCAGAUGAGAAGCACGAACUGGUCGAGAAAUUGCAAGAGAUUGACUACUCUGUCUGUUUCUGCGGCGACGGUGCCAACGACUGUGGCGCGCUCAAGGCGGCCGACGUCGGAAUCUCGCUGUCAGAGGCAGAGGCCAGUGUCGCGGCACCGUUUACUAGUCGCGUGUUUGAGAUCUCGUGCGUGCCAGAUGUGAUUCGCGAAGGGCGCGCGUCGCUUGUCACGAGCUUUUCGUGCUUCAAGUAUAUGUCGCUGUACUCUGCCAUUCAGUUUUCCACCGUCGGAAUCUUGUACGCGUCUGGUACGAACUUGGGCGAUUUCCAGUUUUUGAUGAUUGACAUGUUUUUGAUCCUGCCUAUUGCCGUCUUUAUGGCCUGGGCAAAGCCGUAUCCCGUGCUGAGUCGAAAGCGCCCGACAGCGAACCUCGUGUCGCAGAAGAUUCUGAUCAAAUUGGUAGGCCAGAUUGUGAUCAGCGUGUUUUUCCAGUUUAUAAUAUGGGAGGCGGUCAAGCGGCAGCCGUGGUAUACGCCGCCGAUUCCAGGAUCGGACGAUAGCCAUGUGCAGAGCUCGGACAAUACUAGUCUGUUUUUGGCGUCGUGCUAUCAGUAUAUCUUUGUGGCGAUGGUGUUGAGUGUUGGACCGCCGUAUCGUGAGCCUAUGAGGAAGAACCGCCCGUUCAUGGCAAUGAUUGCAGCGACAACAUUAAUCGUGACAUUAAUCCUAAUGGUGCCUCCCCGCUGGCUUUUCAACCUCCUAGUCCUAACGCAAAUGACGCUCGGCUUCAAGCUCUUCAUUCUGGCAGUCGCGGCCGUGAACUUUGGCGCCGCGUGGGUCGGCGAACGAUACCUGUUUGUGUCGCUCGCCAGGACUCUGACGCAUAUCCGACGCACGGUUCGCGGCGGACGAAGGAAGGUUAGAAAGCAGUUUAAGGUGUUGCUGGAGCAGCACGCGCAGGAUUUCGAGUUGUUGUAGGACAAGUCCGAGAGUGGUGGGUGGCUGUACAUUACAGUUUUAUUUCUUUACUUCACCGGUUCCGAUGGUGGAUGUCUAUUGCUAGGUUUUUUUGUGGGGGGGGGGGGGGAGAAAGUUGUACAUUUUUCUAAA